AUGGCUGAGAUUACUGCACUGCGUUUUGAACAGCACUCGACGGGUCUGGGCAUACAAUGCUCUUCGCCUCGUAUCUCAUGGACCUUUUGCCCUAUUGACGACUCUAUCUGCGACUGGACACAAUCUCAAUAUGAGAUAUCGGUGUACCGUGAAGCCGGACCACCGGCCGAGUUCAUUGUCGAUAGCCAUACGUCAGCCCUAGUUCCAUGGCCUGCCGCCCCAUUACAAUCUCGAGAACGAGCCCAUGUUCGAGUUCGAGUGUGUGGUAUUUGGAUGGAUAGAGCAACCAAGCGCAAACACUCAGGUUGGUCUGCCUGGUCUUCGUGGGGAGCAGUUGAAUGCGGCCUCCUAAGUCGGCAGGAUUGGAAUGCAGUACCCAUCUCUUCGUCUUUCAUUCAAGCGAGUCAUGGAGAUGAGCCACUGAGGCCGUUGCUCUUCCGAAAAUCAUUUAUAUUGCCGGCCACAUUUAAGUCUUUGCAUCGGGCGCGACUGUAUAUCACGGCAUUAGGGGUCUAUCGGGCCUAUAUCAACGGAUCAAGGGUCGGGGAUCAUGAAAUGGCGCCCGGGUGGACAAGCUACCGUCAUCGCCUUGCAUAUCAAGUGUUUGAUAUUGACUCAUUGAUCAAUCCAAAUUGCAAUAAUGUGCUGAGCAUCGAAGUCGCCGAAGGCUGGUUCGCUGGCCGACUUGGAUUUAGUGGUGGCAAGCGAAAUAUCUAUGGAAAUUGCAUGGCCGUUAUGGCCCAGUUGGAGGUCGACGGGAUCAGAGGCGAGAAAUUCCAGGUCACGUCAGACAGCAGCUGGAAGUGCCACCGGAGUCCUAUCAUGAGCAGUGAAAUCUACAAUGGCGAAUUGUAUGAUGCGAGAGCCGAAGUGGGCGACUGGAACCGACAUGGUCCGCAGUACCUCGAUGAGAACUGGGAGAAAGUUUCCGUUCUAGAAUUUCCUAGCGCUCGACUAUACGCCCCAAACGCCCCUCCAGCACGAAUCACGGAGUGUUUGACUCCUCGGGAGAUCUUUACCACCCCGAGCGGUCGGUUGGUUGUUGACUUUGGUCAGAACCUAGUCGGCAAACUUCUCAUACAUUCCAUGACUCUGCCCCUGGAUACAAUUGUAAGAUUCACACACGCCGAAGUGAUGGACACCGACGGGGAAGUGGGAACACGACCACUUCGCGGUGCAAAAUGCGUCGACACGAUCAUAUCAUCUGGGCAGAAAUUAGUCGAUUGGUCACCAAAAUACACAUUUCAUGGCUUUCGAUACGUGCAGGUGGAUGGGUGGGAUCCUCGAACCGCGCCGGACUGGCGGACGAACAUCAGGGCGCUAGUGAUUCAUACCGAUUUCAGACGGACAGGGCGGUUUGAAUGUUCUAACCCGCUCAUCAAUCAAUUGCAUAAGAAUGCCUGCUGGAGUAUGCGCGGGAACUUCUUGUCCCUCCCAACAGAUUGCCCUCAACGGGACGAACGACUUGGAUGGACGGGAGAUAUCCAGAUUUUCGGUCCAUCCGCGACGUUUCUCUAUGACUCCACCGCUAUGCUCUCCGAGUGGAUGGAAGAUGUAGCUUGCGAGCAGUCAGAUUACCAUGGCGUUCCGCCUCUCGUGGUCCCCAAUAUUCUGGACCAUGUCUGGCCUUCAAUUCCCCAAGCCGUCUGGGGUGAUGUGGUGAUCAUUCUUCCCUGGAUAUUAUACCUUUCGUCUGGCGAUCGAGACAUUUUACAGCGACAAUACUCCAGUAUGGCCAUGUGGCUUGACCAAGGAGUUCGGCGAGGGAAGGAUGGAUUGUGGGAUCCUCAGCUAUGGCAAUUGGGCGACUGGCUCGACCCUCAGGCGCCACCGGACGAGCCAGGGGACUGCCGAACCAACGGCACUCUGGUGGCAGAUGCAUAUCUUGUUCAUGUCACAUCGCUUAUGGUCAAGAUUAGCACCGCCAUCGGUCGGGAUACGGAGAGUGCACACUACAGGCAAGAGGCUCAACUUCUCCGUAGCCUUUUCCGAGAGAGGUACAUCACGUCAUCUGGCCUGGUAGUUGGAGAUUCUCAGACCGCAUACUCCUUAACUAUAGUCUUUGGUCUUUUAUCCGGCAAGGAUCAGCUUUCUAUGGCUAGCUCUCAGCUUGCCGACCGGGUGCGUAUAGCAAAGUUCCGUGUAGCCACCGGCUUUGCCGGUACGCCCAUCAUUUUACGGGCUUUGACGGAGUCUGAUAACCUGUCACUGGCUUAUCGAAUGCUCCUGGAAGAGCGCUGUCCGUCGUGGCUAUAUCCUAUUACUAUGGGUGCUACCACGGUCUGGGAACGAUGGGACAGCAUGCUUCCAGAUGGCUCUAUUAACCCCGGUGAAAUGACUUCUUUCAACCAUUAUGCCCUGGGCUCUGUGGUCGCCUGGCUCCAUGACACUGUGGGUGGCUUGCGGCCACUUGAAGCUGGCUGGAAGUCUGCACUGGUAUCUCCAAAGCCCGGGGGUUCCUUGACUCAUGCCACUGUAUCCUACGAAAGCGUCUACGGCCACUGGAGCUGCACGUGGAAACUGGUUCCUAAUGCAGAUCGAGAUGAAGGAAUGGCUCUCUGCCUAGACCUGGUUGUCCCGCCAAACUGCCAGGCAUUAGUACAGAUUCAAGCCGCUGAAGAUGGAUCUGGUGAUAUGGAGAAGAGGGUGGGCUCGGGGAGGCAUCAGUGGAAAAUUCCCUUCAGCCCUAGGCCAUGGCCACCUCACGCGACUGCCCCAUUCAUAACAAAUCCGGGGCAAGGCUUAUAG
Messenger RNA from Aspergillus pseudotamarii, 2748 nucleotides. RefSeq names its product bacterial alpha-L-rhamnosidase-domain-containing protein. Lineage: Eukaryota; Fungi; Ascomycota; Eurotiomycetes; Eurotiales; Aspergillaceae. The record is from RefSeq and is a predicted model, not a curated record. The transcript has a single exon. Gene Ontology annotation, biological process: carbohydrate metabolic process. The coding region runs from base 1 to 2748 and encodes 915 amino acids.